AAAUGAAUAUAUGAAUAUUGACUAAGACAGCCAUUUUGAAAGAAACAUAUUGUUGGCCUUCCAACAACACCUGUGGCCUUUGAAAAAAAGGCCUGUUUCUCGAUUGAUUUAGUUCGAUAUUAAUCGAAUAAUCACCGGCAAAAGACUCGGCAAUGGAUUCUUGAGGGAUAAUGCGCGAUUUGUCUUUCGCAACUUGCGUAUUUAUACUGGUUUUGACCGUUGUUUACGGCCAAGGGAACUUUAUCGGCUGCAAAUUUAGCGAUUCUCUUUGUAAAGAAGAUGAGCGCUGCUUUGACGAUGCCUUGUUCGGCACGUGCCAAUCUCGGUACGGUGCAGUAGACAUUUACAAGUAUGACUUGACGCCAUCGGCGGUUGACGUACUCCAAAGACAGCUGCAGCGUCUUAUCGAGGAGAAGUACACAUGGAAGAGCAUAUACACCCAGUGUACUAUCCUAAAUUUCCUGUUGGCUUUUCGAACUAACUCUGAAUAUGAUGAGGAUUUUUGCGAUAGAAAACGCAAAGAAAAACUUGAGGAAGAAGAACUCGCUUACUAUAUCAUAAAGUCUUUAGAAAGAGAAAAAAAUGUAGGAAGUAAAGUUGACAGCUAUGAUAUUGAGAAAGAGGAAACGCUCCUACCAGAUCUCGACACUCCUAUAUCAGAUUCCAGUUGGUCGUCGAAGCCUUCAGGAAUAGAAUCAGUCAAUCGAGAACAAUUAAACGACGACUCGCUAAUUGCAGAUGAUUCAAAUUCUAUCAGAGAUGCCUAUUUGCUUAACUCUCUUUUACAAGGAGAUAUCGACGUUUCCCAAUUAAGUAAUGAUGAAGUCGAUAGACUGUCCGUUGAUGUCGAUAAAAUUAUUGAGAGUAUUACAGCGGAUAAGCAGAAGGAGAAGGGAGAAAGUGAAGUGCUUCCUGAAUGGCUGGAUGAGGACAAACCUGAAAUGGCUCCAGCUAAUGAAUUUGACUCAAAAUUAGAGCAAAAUCCAGUAAUUAGUAAUGGAGAAGGGUAUAAAACUCUUAAAGCAACAGAAGACGAAAUUGAAAAUGAAGUUAAAAAGAGAGUUAACAGCAAUGCCGAAAUUGAUAUACCUAAGGAUCCUCAUGACCAUGGUUUUGAAAACUCCAUGGUAAAUACGCAUACCGAAGGACCGAAAUAUGCCGCUGUCGACCUACACUAUACCCAUAUAGUUGUUAAGCCAGCACCUACCAGCCGGGAAGCUGUUGAUAAGGUUAUGUGGGGUAUUAUGAGUGUAAUAGGGUUAAAUGCGGGAGAUUUGAGAAAUGUAACGGUUGAAAAAGAUGGAACAAUCAACUUUUUACUGGAUUCAAAUCUAAAAGCCCAUACUUUGGGAAAACUAUUAACAGAAGGUAAAUGGAAAUUUAAGAAUUUAACCGGAAUUGAACUUGUCGAAGUAAGAUUCGGGGAGCACAGUGAAGUGGGUAUUCCUGUUGCAGAGAAGAAUGGUCCAAAGUAUUUUGUUUUAACUUUCGUUACCGUUGGAAUUAUAGCCGGUUUAGUUGUCUUUGUCGUCAUUUUUUAUGCCAUAAGACAACAUUCAAGAUCGAAGGAAAAAUUGAAAGAUUUGACUAAAACUGAUGCCACUGGUAAAGAUUACGAGGAAUUAUGCCGUCAUAGAAUGCAGUGUAAAGCUACAGAGAAACCAGAGCCAUUAAACGCCACUGUAAGAACAAUGUCAACAGACCAACCACAAAAUUCCCCAGCCAAGACAGAGUCACGCUCUAGCACCUCAAGCUGGAGCGAAGAACCUGUUCACUCGAAUAUGGAUAUUACUACUGGCCAUAUAGUUCUCUCAUAUAUGGAAGAUCACUUGAAGAAUAAGGAAAAAGUUGACGAAGAGUGGGAAGCCUUAUGCUCCUACGAAGCCGAGCCCAACUCUUGUUCUGUUGGCAUGGAACACAGUAGGAACAACCGAUUCGCCGAUAUUCUUCCUUAUAAUCACUCUCGUGUGGUUCUAAAUGCCUCCAGUAACGUAUCAGGCAUAGAUUACAUCAAUGCUAGUUGCAUUACAGAUCACGACCCACGUAAUCCAGCUUAUAUCGCCACUCAAGGACCCCUGGCUCAUACCGUAGCUGAUUUUUGGCAGAUGGUGUGGGAGCAAGGAGCAGUUACUAUCGUUAAUCUAACUGAGUUGGGAGAAAAUUUAUGUCAUCGUUAUUGGCCAGAAGAGGGAUCCGAUUUAUAUAAUACUUAUGAGGUUCAUCUGGUUUCUGAACAUAUGUGGAGCGAUGAUUACGUCGUCAGAAGCUUCUACUUAAAGAAUAUACAAACAAAUGAAACAAGAACAGUGUCCCAAUUCCACUACCUUACAUGGCCCGAAUUAGGUGUUCCACAUUCAGUCAAAUCUAUUUUAGAUUUCCGAAGGAAAGUCAACAAAUCUUAUAAAGCCCGUUCCUGCCCUAUCGUCGUUCAUUGCAGCGAUGGCGCAGGAAGGACUGGGGGCUAUUGUUUGCUGGAUUUAGUACUGAAUAGACUUGCUAAAGGAGCAAAAGAGAUCGAUAUAGCAGCUAGCUUAGAACAUAUUCGUGACCAGAGAUUGAGUAUGGUGAAGACAAAGGAACAGUUCACUUUUAUUUUGGCGUCAGUUGCUGAAGAGGUCCAUGCUAUUCUAAAAGCACUUCCACAGUAG
Molecule: messenger RNA, 2648 nt
Organism: Dimorphilus gyrociliatus
Lineage: Eukaryota; Metazoa; Annelida; Polychaeta; Dinophilidae
Source: the annotation of a GenBank genome assembly